Aplysia californica (California sea hare) is the source of this 1187-nucleotide messenger RNA. RefSeq names its product cathepsin L1. Gene Ontology annotation, molecular function: cysteine-type endopeptidase activity. Gene Ontology annotation, cellular component: lysosome. The coding region runs from base 100 to 1074 and encodes 324 amino acids. The transcript has 8 exons. The record is from RefSeq and is a predicted model, not a curated record. NCBI's taxonomy places the organism in Eukaryota, Metazoa, Mollusca, Gastropoda, Aplysiida, Aplysiidae.
UGACGAUUUCUUAUCAGUGAUCGUUUGUCCUACCAGAGAGUAUAAAAUGAGAGUUGUCAUCGACCAUUUCACUCUUUCCAGGGGACAUCGUAAGACAAGAUGAUCAAGCUCGCAAUUUUUGCCCUCGCUGUUGCCGUGGCUUCGGCCUACACAGAUGCCAACUGGCUCAUCUUCAAAGCCAAGCAUAACAAGGACUACAAUGGAGAAGAAGACAUCAUCCGUCGCUUCGUGUGGCAGUCCAACCUGAAAAAGAUUGAGGAACACAAUGAACUGUAUGCCCAAGGACUUAAGAGCUACUACCUGGGAGAGAACAAAUACGCUGAUAUGACCAGCGAUGAGUUUAACGGGGUAAUGAACGGCAUGAACGUACACAAACAGUCAGACAAAUACGUGAGUGGCCAGUACAAGGCUUACCUGCCCGACUCCGUGGACUGGAGGAGAAAAGGAUUCGUCACACCGAUCAAGGACCAGGGACAGUGUGGAUCAUGCUGGGCUUUCUCCGCCAUUGGAAGUCUCGAGGGCCAACAUUUCAAUACCACCGGAAAAUUGGUCAGCCUUUCUGAGUCCAAUCUGGUAGACUGCUCUCAGAAAUGGGGCAACCAAGGCUGUAAUGGUGGUCUCAUGGACCAGGCGUUCCAGUACGUAAUUGACAACAAAGGUAUUGAUACAGAAAAGAGCUACCCAUACAAGCCAGAAGACCGUCCCUGCAACUUCAAGUCGGCAGAUGUCGGAGCCAGAGAGAAAGCCUUCCAAGACGUGACAAGCGGUAGUGAGGAUGAACUGCAAAAGGCUGUUGCCGGGGUGGGCCCCAUUAGCGUUGCUAUUGAUGCGAGUCAUGGUAGCUUCCAGCUUUACAGCGGUGGUGUCUAUGACGAGCCUGAGUGCAGCUCUACCCAACUGGACCAUGGUGUUUUGGCUGUGGGGUACGGCACUCAAGAUGGGAAAGAUUACUGGAUCGUUAAGAACAGCUGGGGUACCUCAUGGGGCAUGGAGGGUUACAUUCUGAUGAGCAGGAACAAGGACAACCAGUGCGGUAUUGCUACCGCUGCCAGCUAUCCCACCAGUGUUAACUAAUAUUCUACUUUGUCACAAUAACUGUCUUAUGAAAUUGUCCAAGGUCUGACCACAUUUUUUUGUACUGGAAUCAUGUGUUUUCUGAAUCUAAUAAAAGUCAUCACGCCACAAUG